This is a messenger RNA of Mercurialis annua (annual mercury), 868 nucleotides long. Its product is annotated as ubiquitin-like protein ATG12. NCBI's taxonomy places the organism in Eukaryota, Viridiplantae, Streptophyta, Magnoliopsida, Malpighiales, Euphorbiaceae. The coding region runs from base 102 to 386 and encodes 94 amino acids. The record is from RefSeq and is a predicted model, not a curated record. Gene Ontology annotation, biological process: autophagy of mitochondrion; C-terminal protein lipidation; autophagosome assembly. The transcript has 5 exons. Gene Ontology annotation, cellular component: cytoplasm; Atg12-Atg5-Atg16 complex; phagophore assembly site membrane.
UCAAGGAUGAAAUGUAGCUGAAAGCUUGGACUCCUCUGUCUGGGGGAAGCCUAUAAAUUAAUCCCCAAACCAGCGACGGUUUUUCUAACAGAAACGAAACAAUGGCGGCAGAGUCGCCGACUGCAGCUAAAAAAGUGAUUGUUCAAUUGAAAGCAACCGCCGAUGCUCCGAUACUCAAGCAAAACAAGUUCAAGAUACUUGGGACUGAUAAAUUUGCUAAGGUGAUUGACUUUUUGCGACGACAGCUUCACCGAGAGACAGUGUUUGUAUAUCUCAACAGUUCGUUCUCACCAAACCCUGAUGAAUUGGUUAUUGAUCUUUUGAAUAAUUUUGGGGUGGAUGGUAAAUUGCUGGUCAAUUAUGCUUGUUCCAUGGCCUGGGGCUAAUUACCAGUCAUGAAUGCUCUUACUUCACUAUUCAUGAUGUAAGAACCUUUCAAUAUUUCAUGGAUAAUGUCUACUCUGCUUUCUUAUUUGUUUUUACAAGUUUUAAGAUGAACAUGUUGGACUUACCUCUACCAUAUUUUUUCUUUCGGUUCUACUUGUAGUCACUAAUUUCUUAUCUUGUUACUUUUGUAAAUUAGUUUAUUUUUUGGAUUAGACCGAAUAUUCACGACACUGCUAGAAGAUUAGAGUUGAGUGAACUUGAGAUGUGCAUUAGAUGAUUGCCUUCAAGUCAACUCAAGAUAUAGGGUAGGAGUGCUGGAUCCAAGGCAUGUUACUUCAACAACGUAUGUACUCAUUUCACUUACAUACUCAAGUAAAAAAUCAUUUGGUUGUGCUGCUUUAAUUAUGAGUACUAUGAUAGUAAAAACUUGUGAUGUCAUUUCAUUUCAAUGGUCAAAUGAUUGCUCGAUCCAGUGUUUAAA